AUAUUCCUCGCGCCGGAAGAGAAGAGGUACAUUUCCCAGCCAUCUUGUGGCAGUAUUUAGCGAAUUGUUCGCACCAAGCCUCGUAGAAUCGGAGGUGAAUUCCGCUGAAGGGGCGCGAUCAUGCCCGGGCAUCUACAAGAAAGCUUCGGCUGCGUCGUAACCAAUCGGUUCGACCAGCUAUUGGACGAUGAAUCGGACCCUUUCGAGGUGUUAAAGGCGGCGGAGAAUAAGAAGAAAGAGGCGGCUGCAGCUGGUAUCACCAAAUCUGCAGCCCAAGCCGCCAAGCAGCCCAAGAAGGAGUCACAGAAGGACAGGAAGAAUCCGCUCCUUGACAAGAAAGAUGAAACACAGGCUGCAGUGCCUCUGAAGAAAGAAGGUAUCAGGCGGGUGGACCGAAGGCCGGACCAGCAGGGCCAACCUGGCUCCCAGCACAAGGCCGGGCAGGGCGAGGGGCGGCCCGCCGGCGAGAGGAGGCCAGACAACAGGAGACCCCCACGUGAGCGCCGCUUCGAUAAACCCAUCGAGGACAAGCCCGACGUCGGAGAGAGAGGAGAGUUCUCUGCAGACAAACCUUUCGUAGACCGGCCCCUCAGAGGGCGUGGUGGCGGCCGAGGUGGGCGUGGUGGACGGGGCCGGGGCAUGGGCCGGGGUGACGGCUUCGACUCCCGUGGCAAACGGGACUUCGACAGACACAGUGGCGGCGGUGACAAACCUCAGAAAUCCGAGGAGAAGCGUGGCGGGAGUGGCUCUCACAACUGGGGGAACCCCAAGGACGAAACAAGAAUUUCUGUUCCCAGUGGUGAUGCUGAACAGACUGCUGCCCCCGAGGGAACCCCUGAGGGAGUGGAACACCCUCCUGCUGACUCUGAGAACAAGGAGAACGAGGUGGAGGAACCAAAGGAGGAGGGCCCCAAGGAGAUGACCCUGGACGAAUGGAAAGCCAUGCAGGACAAGGAACGCGCCAAAGUGGAGUUCAACAUCCGCAAGCCCAACGAGGGUGCCGACAGCAAGUGGAACAAAGGCUACGUUCUGCACAAGUCCAAGAGCGAAGAUGUCAGUGACGAAAAGCUGAAAGACAGACCAGCUGUGAUUGAUGCUCCGGAGAUUGAAGCAGACACAACCUCUCUGUUCAAGGGCAAUCCUGACGAAGUUGGCCCGGACCACCACUUCCGCAAGCCCGCCAAUGACAUCACAGCCCAGCUGGAGAUCAACUUUGGAGACCUGGGCCGGCGCGGGCGGGGGGGAGCCCGUGGAGGAAGGGGAGGCCGCGGUGCGGGAGGAGGCCGAUCUGAAAAGCCGGAUGGAGUGUCCGUUCCCAACGUUGACGACCCAGAGGCCUUCCCAGCCCUGGCUUAAUACUCUAGCACCACUACCAGCCCGCCCCAUCAGCCCCUCCGGGCAUUAGCCCCGCCCCUCCGGGCCCCUCCUCUACGAGGCUUGCAUGCUUACAACUUCUUCAAGUAUACGAGAAAAAAAAGACUAAGGACUGAAAUUUUAACCUGUUUUAAAAUGACAGAGAAAAGACACAAAAAAAGCGGAAAAUGGACAUCUCUUGUUGAACUGAAGCAAAUUAUUGGUAAAAGUUUUGUAUUUAGAGACAUGAUAGCAGGGAUGUUUUCAGACAGUAUGUUUCUUUUCUUCAGAUAUUAUGCAUACUUUAUGGAUAUUUUUUCUGUAUUGCUGCUUGAAAAAAUGCAUUUCAAUUUGUGUGUGUGCGUGUGUGUGUGUGUGUGUUUUAACCCCGAGGCUUUGGCUGGCUUUUCCUCAUGACUUUAUCUGAAUAUUUUGGGGUCAUCUUAGACAAGCUUUUAUUUUGAAAGGGUGACUUUUAAGUCAUGUAUUACUCUGAUGUUAAACUCAAUACAUUUGAGUACCUUUUGUACUAAAUCUUUUACUGUGUUUUAAAAAUGUACCUGUAUUCUAGUGACCCCUUGAGCUUAAUAUUCUUCUGCUUGUCAUGCAGUGAAAGUGAAUUUCCUUUAUUUUCCUGUUGCUCUUAUUCUUCUCGACCAGUGGUUCAUGUCCCUGGUCCUUAACUGCCUAUGUCUUCAGGGCAGCCAGGGUCCAAAUGUAUUUCUAGGCUGGUCCUUGAAGGUCGUACAGGCUUUACUACUAGUAACCAUAGGACCACUAUACGAAUAUAUUGUAUUAUUCGCGUGACCAAAUCUUUGUGUGUGUGCGUGCAUGCAUGCGAAAUUGAUUGGGUUCAUUGUGAACAUGAACAAUAGUUACUUAUAGGACUUAAAGAAUUCCCCUGUCAUGAACUUGCCUUCUUCCGGGCCACAAGUUCAAAAGCAGCUCUCUUUUUCCUGAAGUAGUUGUUAUUUCUGAGAACAUUGUUGUUUCAUACUAGGGAAGAUGGUCGACUGACUGUGCACAUAUCUUGUUUCCAUCAGCACCAGUACUCUGAAACUUGUUUAUUUUUAUUUUUUUUCCUCGUGAUCAUCUUUGCUGUUACUGUUCUAUUAUUAUUGUUGUUGUUGUUGUUGUUGUUGUUGUUGUUGUUGUUAUUAUUAUUAUUAUUAUUAUUAUUACUACAGCAGCACUACUCCUUAAUUUGUCUGGAAGAAAUGGUCCGUUCAAUGUGGGGCAAUCGAGUGCUACAGAAUGUAUGACUGCUCACCUUGCGUAUAGUCAUCUGUGUCUAGCAUUUCCAGUAGAGGAUUUAUUUGACCAAAGUGGGUAUACUUCACACCACAGGGUGGGACAACGGCCCCUAAUAACUGCUGAAGCGGAACUACUGGAAUGGCAUAAAACAACAUGGAAACCAUGGAAACCAUCAGUUAGAUGUAUUUAAUUCCACUGAUUCUGCUUCAGUCAUUACCAUGAGCCCGUUCUCCUCAAGCUGUCACCAACCUCCUGUGCUUCACACAUUUGGGUUGGGGAAGAGGUACAUUUAAGGCGAAUAUUGUAAGUGACUGAAAGCUUUAUAUUACAGUGCUCUGGAAAGACUUGCUGGUAAUGCACUGACACAGGUGACUGGCGCAAGCCUUUUGUAGGACUGUUUGAGCCACUUGACGGUAGACUUCUCUGCAAACAUCCCUGUUCUAAUAAAUUACUUAAGAGGUGUUAAAUGUA
Oncorhynchus tshawytscha (Chinook salmon) is the source of this 3078-nucleotide messenger RNA. RefSeq names its product plasminogen activator inhibitor 1 RNA-binding protein. Gene Ontology annotation, cellular component: nucleus; cytoplasm. The transcript is spliced from 9 exons. Lineage: Eukaryota; Metazoa; Chordata; Actinopteri; Salmoniformes; Salmonidae. The record is from RefSeq and is a predicted model, not a curated record. Gene Ontology annotation, molecular function: mRNA 3'-UTR binding. Bases 121 to 1356 code for a protein of 411 amino acids.